AUGGCUUGGGCUCUUGUUUCUACUAUCAAGGACCAGCUUAGUUCUUUCAUUGCUUCAGAGUUCUCAUCGAUUGCAAAUGUCAAGGGAGAAGUGCAAAAGCUUGAAAGCAAAUUCCACAUCAUCCAAGCAAUGCUCAAUGAUGCAGAGAAACGGCAAGUGAAGGAGGAAGCUGUGAAGCUUUGGUUAGAUAAACUCAAAGACGUAUCCUACCAGGUGGAUGACGUGUUGGAUGAGUGGAACACUGCCAUGAUCAAAGAAAAGAUUGAGAAACAACAAAAAGAUGAAGAAGAAAAGGCUGAAACUAGAGCUGCUAAGAAGAGAAAGGUAUGGCUCCCCGUCUCAAUUCCUAAUCUUUUUCAGCAUCGUGUUAUUGCUCGUGAGAUAAAAGAACUUAAUGAAAAAUUAGAUGAGAUUAACAAAGAGAGGGAGAUGUUCGGGUUUGAAUUGAGUAGGGCCAUUGAAGUAGUUGAGAGACCAAAAACUACUUCCUUUGUUGAUGUGGCUAAAAUUCUUGGUCGUGAUGAGGUUAGGAAGGAUCUAGUGAGCAUCCUACUGGGUGAGGGUAAUCAAAAAGAAGAAAGAAGCCCUUAUGUCAUUUCUUUAGUGGGCAUGGGUGGUAUUGGAAAAACUACUCUUGCUCAACUAGCCUAUAACGAAGUGAAGACCCAUUUUGAUAUGAAAGUGUGGGUUUGUGUUUCUAACUCUUUCAAUAAGUACAAGAUUGCCAUGGAAAUCCUUGAAUCUAUUCAAUAUAAAUCCCCCAAUAUGACUGCAUCGCAAAGUUCAUUGGAAUCUGAAAUCCUGGAAUUUCUUGAAUCUCAAUCCCCUAACAUGACUGCAUUGCAAACUCUAUUGGAAACAAUUUGUAGAAAAGUUGAGGGAAAGAAGUUUUUUCUUGUCUUAGAUGAUGUGUGGAAUGAAGACUCCACAAUGUGGGAGCCAUUCAAACUUGCACUCAAAUGUGUUGCUAAUGGCAGUAGAAUUCUAGUCACUACACGUAAAACUAGAGUUGCAGAGAUAAUGGAAAGUGUGAGCAUUAUUAAUUUGAAGGAAUUGUCAAAAGAAGAUUGUUGGUUGGUGUUUAGUAAAAUAGCAUUUUUUGAUAGGGAUUCUAAUCAACGUGAGCAACUAGAAGGUCUUGGUAGGCAAAUAGUAGAAAAAUGCAAAGGCUUGCCACUUGCCGCAAAGACUCUAGGGAGUCUCAUGCGCUUCAAGAGAAGUAUACAAGAAUGGAAGAGUGUUCUGGAUAGCAAUUUGUGGCAAUUGGAAGAUGCGGAAAUAAAAAGUAUUUUUGCACCAUUGUUAUUUAGUUACUAUGAUUUAUCGUCACCAUUGAGACGAUGCUUCUCAUUUUGUGCUGUUUUUCCGAAAGGUUAUGUCUUUUCUAUCGAUGAGUUGGUAUUUAUGUGGAUAGCACAAGGAUAUAUCAAGUCAAAUGCAAAUAUGGAGAUAGAAAUCAUGGCGAGAGACUACUUUGAAAACUUAGCCAUACGCUCUUUAUUCCAAGAUUUUGAGAAAGAUAAGGAUGAUGGCAAGAUAAUAAGGUGUAAAAUGCAUGACAUAGUGCAUGACGUUGCACAAUUAAUGUCAAAAAAUGAAUGCUUCACAAUCAAUAGUGACAUAAAUUUGGGAUUAGAUUAUAAAAAUGCUCGCCAUUUGCAAUUAAAAAUUCUCAAAGAAGCCCAAAUUCCCGAGUCAAUUUAUAGUGCAAGCAAUCUACGCACCCUCAUUCUUGUAUUUCAAGGUGAUUAUAACUUAUCUACCCUAUUCCAACAUUUUAGAUGUUUACGGACAUUAACUUUGAAUUUUGAAUAUGGUGAUAUGUUGAAGGAACUUCCAGAUGUAGUGGAAAAUUUCAUACAUUUGAGGUAUCUCUUUUUACAUAAAUAUGAUGACAAUUUGCCUGAAACCAUUUGUUCAAGAAAUUACCACAAGGAAUGA
Molecule: messenger RNA, 1941 nt
Organism: Quercus lobata
Lineage: Eukaryota; Viridiplantae; Streptophyta; Magnoliopsida; Fagales; Fagaceae
Product: putative disease resistance protein RGA3
Exons: 2
Coding region: 1-1941 (646 amino acids)
Molecular function (GO): ADP binding
Source: RefSeq, a predicted model, not a curated record